Blastomyces gilchristii SLH14081 is the source of this 276-nucleotide messenger RNA. RefSeq lists its product as uncharacterized. The record is from RefSeq and is a predicted model, not a curated record. Bases 1 to 276 code for a protein of 91 amino acids. NCBI's taxonomy places the organism in Eukaryota, Fungi, Ascomycota, Eurotiomycetes, Onygenales, Ajellomycetaceae. The transcript has a single exon.
AUGAGCAUAAGGACAGAUAAAUAUGUUGUGUAUCUGCUGGAAGGAAAACGCCAACUCGCGCAUAGAAGCUCCAGGCCCAGCCUUUUUCCGGGACAGCAUGGGAACUUUGAGAUGACAGAUAUAUCUGUCAAGCGCCUUGGCGGAGGCCACAAGGCCAGUUCGAACGGUAUCUCCGUCCGAGGCCCUGGCACAUUGAAUAUUAAGCAUGGAGACAUCAAUAUAAGACAUGCAACGCUAGGCAGCGGCAGGGGGACGAGCGCAGUCAGCGGAUGGUGA